ACUUUUCAAUCGUUUAUUUAUCAUGUUUAUCAAAAUGUCUCAGUUCAUAUAUUUUGGUAUCCCCAUAGUAUUUAUUUUUAGGGAAAGUUCUUAGCGAAUCCAUCGGCUUUCCGCCAAAAAGGUUUGUAAAAGAAUUGCGUUCCUUCUGAAGACUUUUCUACUCAAGAACAGUGAGGGUCUGGAUACUAACAGUAUUUCAAGCAACCUUGGUAUUCAAAGAACUUCUGUGUAUACACGCUGGAAAUUGAGGAACUAUUUGUUCAGUAAUAGCGUGUUCUAGCUGCAAGAUAAGGGGACAAAAGAUGCUUAGGAUUCAGGAGAUCUAAGCUAUGGUAUUAUCCAGUGGUUAGAUUCUUAAAACAGCUAGUUAUGAAGAGGGCAAACACAGCACCCACUCCUGCUAUUCAGAAUGAUCACCAGGCUGUGUCUGAUGAUGCCACAUCUAAGGGAAGGUAUAAAAGUGUGCUGUUGACUUCUCAGCAGGGUUCGCCAUCAUCUUCCACACUAGCGCCAGGGUUUCUACAUUCAUUUGGAUUUGCUAAAACCACAGCAUCAUCUGAUGCCGGAUCCAGUGAGUCCAGUGUGGAACCCACCCAACAAACUUCAAGCGUACUUGAUGGGAGUGGAAAUUGUCAAUCCAAUCAUUCUGACAGUUUACUGCCAAGACAGGAAAACAAUUUAAAGAAAGAAAAACACGUUGAUCUCUCGGAGUCACAACUUAAUUUCCUAUCACAUAACUUAUCAGAAAUUGCUGAUAGAAUAUCGCCAUCAAAAUAUGAUAUCAUGAUUGAAACAGACUGCGAACCCUCAGAAACUUUGAUGGAUGAUAAUGAAGGGCAGUCCUUACAGGCAGCCUUCUCCAAUGCUGAACAAUCCCGCUUAAAAACUCCAUACGCCAGGCCAAGAAGAGGAUCUAAGACCUAUGUGUCUAAACAGAAGAGUUUUACCAGGAGAGGGUCUCAGGGCCAUCACCUCUACAGCUCCUACCAGGAAAUGACAAACAGUGAAGACAUUUCUGUGGAUACUACCAAUAUCCUAACUCUUAGUAACCAAGAAGCAUUUAAGCAUGAUAGUGAAAGUGAUUCUGGGUAUAGUUCAUCAAUGUCAGCCUCUAUUAGCUUGAGUGAAGAAAUUGAAGCUUCAAAGAGGCUUAGCUUAGAAAAUGGAUCUGUGACGGACGUUGACACUGAUGAUCUCUCAACUGGUGGAGAUGAUAUCGUGAGAAAAAACUCUACUCGCCCACUAUUGCGUCAAAGCUCAAGCAAUCUUGAGGAAAGGCUGGAUUCUUUAAUUCAUGGAAUGUCAUCUGAAAUUGAUAAGCUUGAUUUAAAUGGUGAAUUAACAGCAGGAAAGGAAUGUCCUUCUCUAGAAGGUGUAUCAAAUACCUUAGAUGAAUCAUUGGCAAGUUUUAAGUUAUCUUUUCCUGACGAUCACGAAAAAGAUCAACCCAAGGAAAAAUCGAAAGAACUUUCAGAUAAUUUAGCAAAACCACCCUUUCCUGUUAAAAACAAAAAGAUGUCUUCAGAUGAUAGUGCUUUACCCAGAACGAAAAGCAGUAGAAGACCUGGUGUUCUGCGGCGACGAACCACUUUGGUAUCUUUUCGUCCUCCAAAACAAAUGACAGUCCAAGAAGGAGAGAGUGACAUUGUUGAAAUGGAUGAAGCUGGUUUCUUGCAGAUGUUGACAGACGUUAAAUCUUUAAAGACUCAGUUACUAAAAUUGAAACGUGAAUUACAAGAGGUAGAUGUUGUCUCUCCACUGAUGCAUUCACAAUCCUCUGUGGUGAGAAGAGCUUCUUUUUCUGUUGAUGCAGAUCCUUCAAUGGACAGAGCUUCCACAGUUUAUCGAAAGAGAAUGCUUUUGAGGAGAACAAUGACAAUGGAUGCUGCAGCAAUGCAAAAGAAACUUCACAAGACUAGAAAUGAAACCCCCUCCUCAUCAGUGGAUGCAGGAUCAGAGAACCUGGGUGAUAUCACAGAGAGAUCAGAAUCACCGAAUAAAACAAAGGAGGCCUUGCCAGUGGCUGCAGCUACAACUGAGGAAAGUACAGAAGAACUGAGGAAACUACGUGAAGAACUGGGAGAAGUGAAAAACCAGCUUGUUGACCUCACUCAAGAGAGAAACUCUCUGAUGAUAGCAAGAGAAGAACUUGAACAUGAACUAGACAGCAAGAAUCACACGAUCAGAAUGCUUCAAAAACAACUGGAAGCUCAAGACAAUCGAGACGAGAUAGCUUACUUCAAGAGACAAGUUAAGUCUCUGACAGAUCAGAUACAACAACAGCAACAGAAGAUCACAGAACUGAGAUAUCGAUCCACCAGCCCUGGUCCUGUUCCCUUGGGGACGGUUCCAAACUUUCAGAAUAAAAAGGAGACAGUGAAAGCAGAUAUCAGGAACCGCCUGAGAGAUGCCUUUGUGAGACAUUUAGGAGAGUCAUCAAAGAGUCACAUUCAGCUGAGCAAAUACAUCCAGAAAGCGGAGCAGAACAUCACCAUGGCUCAGAAAGGUCUUAGCUCGUUAUAUUCAUCACCCGUCCUAUCACCUCACGCCAGCACCGAGCAUCUGCCGAAAGACAAAUCGGGAGCUUCGUUCGAAAGAUCCGAUUCCCAAUCAAGCGUUGAUAGAAGCCAAGAGGAUUCGGAUGGGCGAGAAUACGAAUCAGACUCUUCUAAAUCACGCAGACAAGGAAAUUCAUCGUCACACACCGGAAAAAGUAACGAAGAUUCGGGAUCAGAGGCAAGAAAAUCUGGGAGAAGAAGCGUCGCUAGUCUAGGGACUUCUGUAAGUCAGGAAGAACCUGAUGGGAGAACGUCGGAUUCAGAUUCGGAAAGGUCAAGCAGAUUGCGAUUAGCGUCUUCAUCGUCUGAAGGAGACGCAGAAAAACUAAACUGUACAGUUUUAGAAUUAAAUUCCGCCACCAAAACAGGAGUGCGGAAAGAUAGUACAGAUUCAGCUAAAGGAAGCAGACCCUCCUUACAACGCCCAAGAAAAUUGUCACGGUCAAAAUUAUUGAGCAAGAUAGAGUCUUCUCCACUGUCGCAUUCAUGGACGCCUGGUGCAAUUGAAAAGAUUGUAAAAUCGUGGAGGGAAGCUAAAUCGCCUGAGGCGCAGGAUAAAACUAAGGAAGACGAUAGCAACCUUAAGCAUGUGUCUCACGUUCAGUUUCUUUGAAAAACGACGCCUGACAACUGCAACAUCGUUCGCUCAAAAAAAGGUUAGAAAUGAUAGGGAAAUACAAGAGAGAAAAUAGGGAUUCGUAAAAGGGCUAUGGAUGGU
Molecule: messenger RNA, 3276 nt
Organism: Orbicella faveolata
Lineage: Eukaryota; Metazoa; Cnidaria; Anthozoa; Scleractinia; Merulinidae
Source: RefSeq, a predicted model, not a curated record